Penicillium soppii is the source of this 522-nucleotide messenger RNA. RefSeq lists its product as uncharacterized. Lineage: Eukaryota; Fungi; Ascomycota; Eurotiomycetes; Eurotiales; Aspergillaceae. The transcript has a single exon. Gene Ontology annotation, molecular function: catalytic activity. The record is from RefSeq and is a predicted model, not a curated record. The coding region runs from base 1 to 522 and encodes 173 amino acids.
AUGUCAUUUACCCGUGUUGCCGCCUGUCACGUAUCAUCUCGCUUCCUCUCAGCGAAAGAAACAACCACCAAAACGAUCUUUCUGAUCCACCAAGCAAGCAGACGCAAAGCAAACAUCGUGGUGUUUCCAGAAUCAUACAUUGCCGCAUUCCCAAUAUGGAGCGCCUUACGUCCCCCAGCCGAGAACCACACUUUCUUUAAGCGCAUGGUUCAAGAGUCCAUAUACGCCGACGGCCAAGAAAUCCAAGCUAUCCGGGAUACAGCCCGAGAGACAAAAACUGUCAUCAGUAUCGGAAUAUCAGAAAAGUCUCAUAGCAGCACAGCAUGCCUGUACAAUUCAAACUUGCUCAUCAACAAUGAUGGAGAGGUACUCGUCCAUCACCGGAAACUGAUGCCGACAUUCUUCGAGAAAUUAGUUUGGAGCUCUGGCGAUGGACAUGGACUUCGAGUUGCUGAAACAACAUAUGGCAAUGUCGGCGCGCUGAUCUGCGGCGAGAAUACAAAUCCACUGGCGCGAUAUUAA